AUUUUAUUUCACAGCACGACCCUCCAAAUGUUUUCAAACGCCACCAAAGCUUGUUCAAACAUAGAUUGCCACGACAUGCCGUUUUAAUCUUUUGGCCUAUGGCUAUAUAAAGAACCCCCACUCCCCCCUUCCUCUACCCAUCCAACAUACAAAUUAACUUUAGGUCAUUAUGGCUAAGUUAAUAACACAUUUCUUUGCCCUCUCUCUCAUUAUGGUCAUUAGUGUGGCAACAAGUAACCCAAUAUUAUCAUGCCAAGAAACCCCUCAUCCUCAUGUGUGCAGUUCCGUCAUAAGCACUAGCCCUCUAGCUGCCCAAACCAAAACACAAUCCGGGUUCCGUAACCUAGCCCUCCAGGCAGCCAUGGACCGAGCAGCACGAGCCCUUGAGCUCGUGUCGGCCAUGGACGUAAGCUCGUUGGAUGGGCAGGCAAAAGCUGCAUGGGCUGAUUGCUUGGAGCUCUGUCAAGACACCAUUGGCAAGCUUAACCGCUCCAUGAGCUCACCAUCGUAUGAUGAUUCUCAGACCUGGCUAAGUGCGGCAAUGGCCAAUCACCAGACCUGUCGAAAUGGAUUUAUUGAGCUUGGUUCUUCCUUUCCCUUGGAUUCACUACCCUUCACGUCAUAUAACAUAUCGGAGUUGCUCAGCAACUCUCUGGCCAUUAACAAAGCGAUGGCACCAGCCAAGUCAGGUGGUAUUCGUCGGUUGCUCUCCGAUGGAUUCCCCAACUGGCUAUCUGCCGCCGAUCGUAAGCUUCUUCAAUCUUCGUCAAUAAACGCCGAUCUUGUUGUGGCCAAAGAUGGCUCCGGAGAUUAUGAUACCAUCUCAGCAGCCAUUGCAGCUGCUACGAAGCAAAGCAGCGGCACAUCAAGAUUCGUGAUCCAUGUCAAAGCCGGUGUUUACAAUGAGAAUGUCGGAACAUCGAUAAAGAAUCUAAUGAUAAUUGGAGAUGGAAUAGAUGCUACCGUUGUUACUGGUAGUAAGAACGUGCAAGAUGGCUCCACAACGUUCAGUUCUGCAACUUUCGCGGUCACCGGGGAUGGCUUCAUCGCUCGAGGCAUGACCUUCCAGAACACAGCAGGGCCCCAGAAGAACCAGGCAGUUGCCUUCCGGUCAAGCUCAGACCUCUCGGCCUACUACCAGUGCAGCUUCGAGGGCUACCAGGACACCCUCUACGUCUACUCCCAGCGUCAAUUCUACCGCGACUGCAACAUCUACGGCACGGUCGACUUCAUCUUCGGCGACGCCGCGGUGGUCUUCCAGAACUGCGACAUGUACGUCAGGAAGCCGAUGAGCGGCCAGAAGAACACCGUGACAGCCCAGGGGCGUACCGACCCGAAUGAGAACACUGGGAUUUCGAUUCACGAUUCGGCGGUCACAGCCGCAUCGGACCUCAAGCCGGUGCAGGGAUCAUUCCAGACCUACCUCGGCCGGCCGUGGCAGAAGUAUUCGAGGACGGUAUACAUGAAGACGUCACUAGAUAGCUUAAUUGAUCCGGCUGGAUGGCUCGAGUGGAAUGGUGACUUUGCUUUAAGUACUUUGUACUACGGGGAGUACAUGAACACCGGCGCAGGGGCCGAUACUAGUCGCCGGGUGAACUGGCCCGGGUACCAUGUUAUCACGAGCGCGGCGGUGGCCAGCCAGUUCACAGUGGGGAACUUCUUGUCCGGGGGCUCAUGGAUUCCGGCCACCGGAGUCCCAUAUACAUCUGAUCUUUAAGAUAAUCUUUAUUUUUCACUAUGUAAGUCGAUGAAUAAUGAUGCGUACUUAUGCAAAUUUUAUUGGUUGGGGAGCAAUAGUGGUGUCACUGUCCGAAGGACUAGAUAUGUAACCAAUUGUUUUCUUAUUAUUAGAUUCGAUAUCCAGAUGAUCUUAUGAUAACUUCAAUA
Phoenix dactylifera (date palm) is the source of this 1887-nucleotide messenger RNA. NCBI's taxonomy places the organism in Eukaryota, Viridiplantae, Streptophyta, Magnoliopsida, Arecales, Arecaceae. The record is from RefSeq and is a predicted model, not a curated record.